This is a messenger RNA of Alternaria atra, 1251 nucleotides long. RefSeq lists its product as uncharacterized. Bases 1 to 1251 code for a protein of 416 amino acids. The transcript is spliced from 4 exons. Lineage: Eukaryota; Fungi; Ascomycota; Dothideomycetes; Pleosporales; Pleosporaceae. The record is from RefSeq and is a predicted model, not a curated record.
AUGAGCUCAAAGGAUAACUUGGCCCUGGAUCUUGAGCACGGCGUGCGACGAUGGGAUCGCACUCGAUGGAUAUCCGUCUUCAGCGGGCAUCAUCCAACUAUACGCGAAGAGACGGAAUGCUUGGGUCUGGGCUUGUCGGCGUCUUCCUCCACCACCAACCGCGGCAUUCCGAAGUUCGACUAUCCAGACUAUCGCAAACUAUCCAGUGAGGUAACGAAACUGUCAAAGGAAUUACCAAAAGAAAGAGAUGCGUUGCUGGAUUUUGCGGCGGAUCCGAGUUCCCUGGACCAGGAGCUCGAGGACCUGCUAGCGAGUUACGGACCCGCUAUUUGGGGCAAGGAUGCGGAUCGGAGCUGUUUACUCACACCAGAUCCUACCAAGAAGACGUACAACAAAGACCUGUUCUACGAAGAGCCUGAGCAUAAGGAUAUUCUCAAGAUUCAUCUGCAUCGGUGGAUCAUCAUCAAAGCUUGCUACUAUAUCCGCAACAUGAAGCUGAAGAGGCCGUCGGGUGCGAACGAGUAUGAUCAGCUCGCCGAUAUUGAUGGCGAUGGCCUGUCGCCGCAUGGAACGCCACAGUCGCUUACUCCACCAGACGCAGAAACUGUUGCAAGCGCAGACCUUGAUGUAAAGCCUAUCAACCUGAAGAAGCGCAAGCGCAAUGCUCACCUAACCGUGUCUGACGAUGACGACCUCGAGGCUUCGCCUGUCAAGCGACCUUACAGGACGAUGCUUGUGAGCUGGAGGGGCUGUCCAAGAAGGUCACUCAAGUCACUGUAUCCCGUGGGCCCGGGCAGUUUGGAAAACAUCCCUCCAAUGUCAACAUACAUUUCCCGUUUCUCAUUAGCACCAGAACUCAUGCCUGAACCCGCACGGCUACAGCUCAGUCCCUUGUCAAACAGCAACCACAACGGCGUGUCAAGGCCCCUUCCUGCCACGCAGAGUUUCACGAGAUCGACACCUGCAGGCUCCACCCCAGUCAAUACUGGAAGCUUCACCGCCGUUAACAAUACGGCUCCUGCCACAUACGGCAUCCAGCUCGUUCCGGCACCAGAAGCACCUCCGCCCAUCGGGCAGACAGCGAAUGCCUUAAAACCCCCUAGUCAACCUGCCGCAUCCCCCCCAUCAACCCGUGCUGAAAACCCCAAAAACAACCAAAACCCGAGAUUGCACAAGUCGUCCCGCCUCCCCCAGACGUUCCCCGGGGCUCAGAUCACGGCCGACCUCCCCCCCUUCUUCAAUGCCAAGUGA